AAAAGUCUCUAGUCUUGACUUGAUCCAAGCCGAGCCGUUCUAGAAAAGCUUGUGUGGUGUUGUCCCAAGCACAUCGUUGCCUUUUCUUCCAAUGCAGAAUUGAAUAUUCAUAUUUUUUUCUCUCACUAUGUCUCCACCUCUCUAGACUGCAAUUCUAAACUCUCCAUUUUUCUUAUCGAAACAACCUACCAUCUAAACUCAUCCAUGGCUCUUCUGUUAUAUCUCAACCUUUUCUAGCUUCUUCUGCUUUUGUAUUUUUUUUUUGACCUUUGAUAGUCUUAUCGAGAGGAGAACAGAAAAGAAGAGAAGAAGCUUUGAUUGAUGGGUAUUUUUCCUAGCCAAAGAGGGUCAAGAACAGAGACGACCCAGGAUGGGUUACCUGUCUCUAAUGGGGUUUCUACGGCGAACAGGAAGAAGUGGUCCAAUUUCCUCCCUCUUUUUGUCGCCCUUGUUGUUAUAUCAGAGAUCGCCUUCUUGGGUCGUCUCGACAUGGCCAAGAACGUUGCUCGGGUGGAUUCCUGGGCCGACUUGUUCUCUCUGGCUCCGCCUGCUCAUGAAGCAAGGUUUGAGAUCGAGGGCUCUGGUCUGGAUUUGCUACACCCCGAUCGGAGUUUGGACUUAGAGGGUUGUGAGGCCUGGCUCGAAAGAGAAGAUGCCGUUGACUAUUCCAGGGAUUUUUCAAAGCAACCUGUUUUGGUUUCCGGUGGCGAGCAGGACUGGAACUCAUGCAAUGUAGGAUGUCAUUUUGGAUUUGAUUCUAGUAUGAAACCUGAUGCUGCUUUUGGUACACCUCAAGAAGCUGGAACAGCUAGUGUUCUACGAUCUAUGGAAUCUGCUCAAUACUAUUCAGAGAAUGAUCUUGAUCAGGCACGACGGAAGGGAUAUAAUAUUGUUAUGACAACUAGUCUCUCAUCAGAUGUUCCUGUUGGAUACUUUUCCUGGGCUGAGUAUGAUAUCAUGGCACCAGUGAAACCAAAGACUGAGAAGGCCCUUGCAGCCGCAUUUAUUUCCAAUUGUGGUGCUCGCAACUUCCGGUUGCAAGCUCUUGAAACCCUUGAAAAGUUAGAUAUGGCAAUAGAUUCUUAUGGGGGCUGCCAUAGAAACCGUGAUGGAAGAGUGGACAAAGUAGAAACUCUGAGGCGCUACAAAUUUAGUUUUGCUUUUGAGAAUUCCAAUGAGGAGGAUUAUGUUACAGAGAAAUUUUUUCAAUCUCUUGUCGCUGGGUCUGUGCCGGUUGUAAUUGGUGCUCCAAAUAUUCAAGAUUUUGCUCCUGCUCCUGGUUCAAUAUUGCAUAUUAAGGAGCUUAGUGAUGUGGAGUCGGUUGCAAAGAGUAUGAAAUUCCUUUCACAAAAUCCUGAAGCAUAUAAUCAGACCCUGAGGUGGAAAUAUGAAGGUCCAUCUGAUUCUUUCAAGGCCCUUGUUGAUAUGGCAGCAGUUCAUUCAUCAUGCCGACUUUGCAUUCACCUGGCAACAAAAAUUCGAGAAGAAGAAGAAAAGGGCCCAAGGUUCAAGAGACGACCUUGCAAGUGCACCAGAGGAUCAGAAACUGUGUAUCACUUGUAUGUACGAGAAAGAGGAAGGUUCGAGAUGGAAUCUGUCUUCUUAAGGGCUGGGAAUUUGACUUUGGAGGCCUUGGAAUCUGCAGUGCUCACAAAGUUUUACUCUCUAAAGCAUGUUCCGGUUUGGAAACAGGAAAGACCCAAAAUCUUAAGAGGAGGAAAUAAACUUAAAGUAUACAGAAUACAUCCUGUUGGUAUGACGCAGAGGCAAGCUUUGUAUACCUUCAAGUUUAAAGGAGAUGCCGAUUUCAAAAGUUAUGUGGAAAACAAACCUUGCGCCAAGUUUGAAGUAAUCUUUGUCUAGGAUUGACUAGUCUCUGCAUUUUUGCUUAAAACUUUGAGCAUUUUUCAGAUGCUGAUUUUUCAGCAGUUGUCUACUAAACUUGUAGCAGAGUAGUGAGUGAUUUUUUCUUGUUUUGACCCACUUUGUAACACACGUUUGUUCCCUCUGAUCAGACUCGUAAAAUUUUAGUGAAGUAAAAUUAUUUAUGAGAAUAAACCCGUUGAUGUAUUUU
Messenger RNA from Humulus lupulus (European hop), 2074 nucleotides. Its product is annotated as glycoprotein 3-alpha-L-fucosyltransferase A-like. The record is from RefSeq and is a predicted model, not a curated record. Bases 322 to 1863 code for a protein of 513 amino acids. The transcript has 7 exons. Gene Ontology annotation, molecular function: fucosyltransferase activity. NCBI's taxonomy places the organism in Eukaryota, Viridiplantae, Streptophyta, Magnoliopsida, Rosales, Cannabaceae. Gene Ontology annotation, cellular component: membrane.